AUAUCAAUAUGCCGGGAUUUGCCCAACAUCGAGGUGAUCACGUUCAGUGUGAACGGCAUCUCAGACCUCGAGCCACUGAAUCAAUGCCAGAAUCUGAGUGAACUCUAUCUGAGGAAGAACAACAUUACAAGCCUAAAUGAGCUCUUCUACCUCAAAAACCUACCCCGGCUGAGGGUCCUGUGGCUGUCUGAAAAUCCCUGUUGUGGGUCGGACCCCCACCGCUACCGAAUGACGGUGCUGCGUAACCUACCCAGCCUACAGAAGCUUGAUAACCAAGCUGUGACGGAAGAAGAACUGUCCCAGGCCCUGGUUGACGGCGAGGAGAUCACGGCCCCACCAGCCAGGAGGAGCGUGGAGAAUGGCUGCCCCGAGUCCACUGAAUCCAGUGCUGCUGAAUCCACAACGGAGACCGAGAGUGAGCUGCUGAACUUCAGUCUGGAGGAGACAAACAAAAUUCGAGAGGAGCUUGGUAUGAAGCCUGUUCCCAGGGAUAAAUUUUCCUCCUUUUCACCUCGAGAGACAGACUGCAACCGAAAGAAGAGAAACAAUGUCCUGAACGCCAUCCUGCUUCUCAUGAAGGAACUGGACGCAGAGGGUCUGGAGAUCGUCCAGCAGACGGUGGGCAGGAGGCUGCAGGCCUUUCGGAAGAAGGAGCUGCAGGAAGAGUGA
Balearica regulorum gibbericeps (East African grey crowned-crane) is the source of this 669-nucleotide messenger RNA. Lineage: Eukaryota; Metazoa; Chordata; Aves; Gruiformes; Gruidae. The record is from RefSeq and is a predicted model, not a curated record.